AUGUAUCAUCUUUCCCUUGAUUCUUUUUUCGAACAUUUGAUUGUUUGGCCGCUUGAUGAAGUUAUUACUUCUUUCCUGAGUUAUUUAACUCUAUUUCUAAUUCUACUUGACGAGUUUAACAACAUGAGACUACUCUGUCUACUGUUUUCCACUCUAAAGCGCGUUUUACUUUUGGCGGGGAUGGUUGUUACGGCGUUAGUAUUGGCAUACGCUGUCUGGCUAUACGUUGCUAAUGCUGCUGGAGCGGUGGACGCUGGUGGGGGACAAGACCCUGGUUGGGGAGGUGGCGGAUACCAGCCAGAAGGCGGUGCCGAGUACGAAGUCGACCCCAGUGGAUGGGGAUACGCUGCGGCACCUGGGUAUGGCCAAGGAGGGUUACCUCUACCGGGAUAUGGCCAAGGAGGGUUACCUCAACCGGGAUAUUGGCAAGCAGAGGGAGAGGCUCAGCCGGGAUAUUGGCAAGAGGGGGAGGCUGCGCCGGGAGACGAUCAGCCGGGAGAUGUGCAAGAGGGGUAUGAUCAGACGGGAAAUGUGCAAGAGGGGUAUGAUCAGCCGGGAGAUGUGCAAGAGGUAGCUGAUCAGCCGGGAGAUGUGCAAGAGGUAGCUGAUCAGCCGGGAGAUGUGCAAGAGGGGUAUGAUCUGCCGGGAAAUGUGCAAGAGGGGUAUGAUCAGCAGGGGGGGUCUGAAUACAACUAGGACUAUCCAGAAUAUCACUAAGCUGAUAUCGGCUGACGGAAAUGGGAUCGUCUAUCCCUUGACAAGUAUUUUUUCUACGAGAAAGAGUAGCUUCAAUUACUUAUAAAUAUAUACUGACAUCAAAAUUUCUAUUUCUAUUUCAUCUUUUAGCAGGAGAGGCUAAGCCUGAUUUGAUACUGAUAAGUGUACAGCGUUGAGUAUGAAUGACAAUGAAGAGAGUGCCUGUGCCGAAGCUGCAUGGGCGGGCUUGCCGUAGCCUCUUUUCAAAAAAUGUACGUAGAAACAAGUUGGACCGUUAGCAAAAUUAAAUUUUAUCUCCUACUCUUGUUAGUUUGAGCAUAACAAGGAUGAUAACUGUAGCAAGGCUAUGUGAUAGAUAAGGCUCGUUGGGUAACAACCGUGUCAAGGCUAUUUUAAAGUAAGCUUUUUAGGUGAUCGAGUUACAAUCGCAACACGAAGCGUACACGUGAAAUGAGCGCGAUGUACUAUCUCUAUAUCACAGAAUUGUAUUGUCCUGCCGUGAGAGGACUUCUAGGGGAACGACUCGGGGUUUCAAUGAAUGAACAGGCGUAAGUAGUCCACACUUCUCGUGCGAUGCGCUUGUUUAGUGAACCGAUAUGCUAGAGGAAACAAGCGAGGAGGGGUCCCUAUUAACGCGAGUCGAGCACUUCCUUGAAGCCGCAGACGAGGGGAAGACCUCUUCGUCUUUGGACGAACUCGCGACGCCUAGCAUAUUAUCUCGACGGGCCUGAAGAAGGGACAACUUUUUACGUCUGUAGUCUGUGGCUUUCCGACUUACUUAGGGCUCCACUACGUAGCUGAUGUUCGACCUCGAGGCUUUCUCUCCCAGACUCGAAUUUUCAUGGAAUUCACAGGAGGGUUUUGUUUUUGAGCUGCUUCUACAAUGGCCACGAACGGGCAUAACAGAGGCACAUAGAUCCUCGUUACUAUACUUCAUUAUUAUAGAUACAGUCUUUUCUUCCUUAUUACAGCAUUUAUUCAAUAAUCAUUAUUAUUCCCCUGCGUGAUCACCCCUGUGUGUUUGUAAGACCAUUUCGUGCACUUCAGUGUGUUUGUAAUUCUAUGCUCCUUGUUUAGAGUCUGUCAUUCAGGAUGAAUGAGUCGACCCUUAGGAUGGGACUUGGUCUCCUCAAGUAGAAGUCCCUUGGCAAACAUCCAUCUCAAAUCCAUCCAAAGAGUUUGCAAAAGUCACGGAGUUUGCAAAAGUCACGGAGUUUGCAAAAGUCACGUUCUCACUCUUCUGUGAACCAUUCGGCUUAAUGCGCAGGGCUGAGGCAGGAGCCCAUCUGAAUCUGAAUCUGACAAUGUUUGAUAGUAGUCGUAGUUGUUCGUUAAUACUAAAAGUGUAAGGCAACUAAUUUCAUGAACUAUGACCUGAGGACCUCUUUUAGCGUUAGUGAGUUUAUCGCAAAUGGACUGUUCAAUUUUGCUCAGUGGAGGUGUCCGUAUAUUGCAAUCGAUCCGUAGAUCAUGGCCAAGAAGGUGGAAGAGAAUUCUUCUCAUUAUCAAGAACUAUUGCUUUUGUUCCCUUUUUGAAUGUAGGUUCCGCGGCUACAUUAACCACAUAUAGUUGUAGUACGGGUUGUUGUAGCACAACUUUUGACUGCACAGAUCUACUUUGUGCGAGGCUCAUUGUAAUUGUAUAUGUAUUGUAAAUUGGGAUGACUGUGACAGAUGUUUUCCCGAGAACUACCCCAUGUGACACGAGAUCAUGUACAUCCAAAGCAAUUUUUAUCCUGAACUACAAUAGACGAGAGCUGCUGUAUGUUGAGCCUCCUGGCACCUCCCAAAGUAAGACUUCUGAGCCGGGAAGUCGAGGCAUAGAAUGCUAAAUGUCUUUUUCAGUAGACACGAGGAAGAUAUCAAUGUCUAUGUCAUCCGCG
Messenger RNA from Amoebophrya sp. A25, 2600 nucleotides. The record is from the annotation of a GenBank genome assembly. NCBI's taxonomy places the organism in Eukaryota, Dinophyceae, Syndiniales, Amoebophryaceae.